Molecule: messenger RNA, 3705 nt
Organism: Perognathus longimembris pacificus (Pacific pocket mouse)
Lineage: Eukaryota; Metazoa; Chordata; Mammalia; Rodentia; Heteromyidae
Gene: Rbp3
Product: retinol binding protein 3
Exons: 4
Coding region: 1-3705 (1234 amino acids)
Biological process (GO): proteolysis
Molecular function (GO): serine-type peptidase activity
Source: RefSeq, a predicted model, not a curated record
AUGAUGAAAGAAUGGGUCCUCAUCUUGUCCAUGCUGCUCUGUGGCCUGGCGGGCCCCACACACCUGUUCCAGCCCAGCCUGGUCCUGGAUAUGGCCAAGGUCCUCCUGGAUAACUACUGCUUCCCAGAGAACCUGAUGGGGAUGCAGGCAGCCAUCCAGCAAGCCAUGAAGAGUCGGGAGAUUCUGGGCAUCUCGGAUCCUCAGACACUGGCCCACGUGCUGACAGCCGGUGUGCAGAGCUCCCUGAAUGACCCACGCCUGGUGAUCUCCUAUGAACCCAGCACCCUUGAGGCUCCCCGGCAAACCACAGCACUUGGCAACUUCACUCAAGAGCAACUGCUAACAUGGCUGCAGGAGAAGAUCCACCAUGAGGUCCUAGAGGGAAAUGUGGGCUACCUGAGGGUGGAUGACCUCCCAGGCCAGGAGGUGUUAAGCAAGCUGGGGAAUUUCUUAGUGGCCCAUGUGUGGAGGCAACUCAUGGGCACAUCUGCCUUGGUGCUGGAUCUGCGACACUGCACUAGCGGCCACGUCUCCGGAAUCCCCUAUGUCAUAUCCUACCUGCACCCUGGGAACACGGUCUUGCAUGUGGAUACCAUCUACGAUCGCCCUUCCAACACCACCACGGAGAUCUGGACCUUGCCCAAGGUCCUGGGGGAAAGAUACAGUGCCGAGAAGGAUGUGGUGGUCCUAACCAGCGGCCACACUGGAGGUGUGGCUGAGGACAUUGCCUACAUCCUCAAGCAGAUGCGCAGGGCCAUUGUGGUGGGGGAGCGGACCGAGGGGGGAGCCUUGGACCUCCAGAAGCUAAGGAUAGGUCAGUCUGACUUCUUCCUUACCGUCCCUGUAUCCAGAUCUCUGGGGCCCCUGGGUGGAGGCAGCCAGACAUGGGAGGGCAGUGGGGUGUUACCCUGUGUGGGCACCCCGGCCGAGCAGGCUCUGGAGAAGGCCCUGGCCAUCCUCACCCUGCGCCGUGCCCUGCCAGGGGUCAUCCAGCGCCUGCAGGAGGCCCUGCAGGACUAUUACACUCUAGUGGACCGUGUGCCGGCCCUGCUGCACCAUCUGGCCGGCAUGGAUUACUCUGCGGUAGUCUCUGAGGAGGAUCUGGUCACCAAGCUCAAUGCCGGCUUGCAGGCUGUGUCUGAAGACCCUCGCCUCCUGGUGCGGGCCAUUGGGCCCCGAGAAACUUCUUCAGGGCCAGAGGCUGGAGCAGAAAAUCCCCCAACGACAGGCCCUGAAGUGCCCCAUGACGAGGCUGCCCGGAGUGCCCUGAUCGACUCUGUGUUCCAGGUGUCUGUGUUACCGGGCAAUGUGGGCUACCUGCGUUUUGACAAGUUUGCAGACGCCUCCGUGCUCGGGGCGCUGGGUCCCUACGUGCUGCGCCAGGUGUGGGCUCCGCUGCAGGACACAGAGCAUCUCAUCAUGGACCUGCGCCAUAACCCUGGGGGCCCCUCCUCAGCUGUGCCUCUGCUGCUGUCUUACUUCCAGGGUCCUGAGGAUGGGCCUGUGCGCCUGUUCACCACCUAUGACCGCCGGACCAAUGUCACACAGGAGCAUUUCAGCCACCGGGAGCUCCUGGGCCCUCGCUAUGGCAACCAGCGCGGCGUGUACCUGCUCACCAGCCACCGCACCGCCACAGCCGCGGAGGAGUUCGCCUUCCUCAUGCAGUCGCUGGGGUGGGCCACCCUGGUGGGGGAGAUCACAGCGGGCAGCCUGCUGCACACGUGCAUGGUGCCGCUGCUGGAGGCACCUGAAGGAGGCCUAGUACUCAUCGUGCCGGUGCUCACCUUCAUCGACAACCACGGGGAGGGCUGGCUGGGGGGCGGCGUGGUGCCCGAUGCCAUUGUGUUGGCUGAGGAGGCCCUGGACAGAGCCCGAGAAGUGUUAGACUUUCACCGCAGCCUCGGAGCCUUGGUGGAGGGCACAGGGCACCUGCUGGAGGCCCAUUAUGCCCGACCCGAGGUGGUGGGGCAAACCAGCGCCCUGCUUCGGGCUAAACUGGCCCGGGGAGCCUACCGCACGGCAGUGGACUUGGAAUCUCUGGCCUCGCAGCUCACGGCUGACCUGCAGGAGGUCUCUGAGGAUCAUCGCCUGCUUGUGUUCCACAGCCCGGGAGAGCUGGUGGCAGAGGAGGUGGCCCUGCCACCCCCUGCUGUGCCAUCUCCCGAGGAGCUCUCCUACCUUAUCGAGGCUCUGUUCAAGACCGAGGUGCUCCCAGGCCGGCUUGGCUACCUGCGUUUCGAUGCCAUGGCUGAGCUGGAGACCGUGAAGGCCAUUGGGCCGCAGCUGGUGAAGCUAGUCUGGCAGAAGCUGGUAGACACAGCCGCCCUGGUUGUGGACCUGCGUUACAACCCCGGCAGCUACUCUUCCGCCGUCCCCCUGCUCUGUUCCUACUUCUUUGAGGCAGAGCCCCCUCAGCACCUCUACUCCAUCUUUGACAGAGCCACCUCAAGAGUCACGAAGGUGUGGACCAUGCCCCAGGCUGCUGGGCAGCGCUACGGACCCCACAAGGACCUCUACAUCCUGAUGAGCCACACCAGCGGCUCGGCAGCAGAGGCAUUUGCUCACACCAUGCAGGACCUGCAGAGGGCCACCGUCAUCGGGGAGCCCACGGCUGGGGGCGCACUCUCUGUAGGCAUCUACCAGGUGGGAAACAGCCCCUUGUAUGCCUCAAUGCCCACUCAGAUGGCUCUCAGUGCCACCACUGGUGAGGCCUGGGAUCUGGCUGGUGUGGAGCCUGACAUCACGGUACCCAUGAGCGAGGCCCUCUCCACAGCCCAGGACAUAGUGGCACUGCGUGCCAAGGUGCCCACCGUGCUACAGACAGCUGGGAAGCUGGUGGCUGAUAAUUAUGCAUCCCCUGAGCUGGGGGCCAAGAUGGCUGCCAAACUGAGCCGUCUGCAGAGUCGCUAUGCAAGGGUAACCUCCGAAGGGGCCCUGGCUGAGAUGCUGGGAGCCGACUUGCAGAUGCUCUCUGGGGACCCACACCUGAAGACAGCCCACAUCCCCGAGGACGCCAAGGAUCGCAUUCCUGGGAUUGUGCCCAUGCAGAUCCCCUCCCCAGAAGUCUUUGAAGACCUGAUCAAAUUCUCUUUCCACACUAACGUGCUGGAGGACAACAUUGGCUACCUGAGAUUUGACAUGUUUGGGGACUGUGAGCUGCUCACCCAGGUCUCAGAGCUGCUGGUGGAGCACAUCUGGAAGAAGAUUGUGCAUACGGAUGCCCUGAUCAUUGACAUGAGGUUCAACAUCGGCGGCCCUACCUCCUCCAUCUCUGCCCUAUGCUCCUACUUCUUUGAUGAGGGCCCUCCAGUUCUGCUGGACAGGAUCUACAGCCGGCCCAACGAUUCUGUCACCGAACUCUGGACCCAUACUCAGCUCACAGGUGAACGCUACGGCUCCAAGAAGAGUGUCAUCAUUCUGACCAGUGGCAUGACGGCUGGAGCAGCGGAAGAGUUUACCUACAUCAUGAAGAGGCUGGGCCGGGCCCUGGUCAUUGGGGAGGUGACCAGUGGGGGCUGCCAGCCACCACAGACCUACCACGUGGAUGACACCCACCUGUACAUCACCAUCCCCACCGCCCGCUCGGUGGGAGCUGCAGAUGGCAGCUAUUGGGAAGGGGUGGGUGUGACCCCCCAUGUGCUCAUUCCUGCAGAAGUGGCCCUCUCCAAAGCAAAGGAGACACUCCAGCAUGCCCUUCAAGGGUGA